GGCCUGACUACGGGUAUUAGGUCCCAUAGUAACCGGCCCAAUGGUCGUUCUCAAGCUCCUCUUUGGUAUCAGGUUGCACUAUAGAUGGCGCUAAAAACUAUCACUAAUUUUCAGAGAAGGAAAUUUGUGCAUCCUAAUCCUUUAGGUUGACUGCUUCGUCUUUCUCAUUUUUCAUAUCUUUCUCACUCAUAUGCUUCGUCCGAUUAUCUUUCCCGUUCAUGCCGUUCAUGCAUUCAACAUGUUGAUGUAAUCGUUUAUGUAUACGCCGUUGAGUCCGAUUCGGUUAGAUUUGCCUAUGCACAAUUGAUACGAGUGAUCGUUCAUUACCAUCUACGCGUAGUGCUAAUUUUGAAAGGCAGGAAUUAAUAAAGUCAAAAGCAAUAUGAUGCAAUUCAUGUUACUGUUCAGCCGUCAAGGCAAGCUUCGGUUACAAAAAUGGUAUGUCGCUCAUCCGGAUAAAUUGAAAAAGAAAAUCACACGUGAAUUGAUAACUACGAUACUCGCACGUAAGCCAAAGAUGUCGAGUUUCUUAGAAUGGAAGGAUGUCAAAGUCGUUUACAAGAGAUAUGCAAGUUUAUAUUUUUGUUGUGCAAUUGAACAAAAUGACAAUGAAUUACUCACUUUGGAAAUUAUACAUCGAUAUGUUGAAUUAUUGGAUAAGUAUUUCGGCAGUGUAUGCGAAUUGGAUAUAAUUUUCAACUUUGAGAAGGCAUACUUUAUCUUGGAUGAAUUACUUGUUGGUGGUGAGAUUCAAGAAACUAGCAAAAAAAAUGUUUUGAAAGCCAUUGCUGCUCAGGAUUUGUUACAGGAGGAAGAAACUCCUCAGGGAUUUUUCGAAGAUCACGGACUGGGAUAAUAUUUUUUAAGACGUAUAUAAUUAAUCGUAAGUGUACAUUCCUGCACUUUUAUUCUACUGCUCUACGUUGACGCAACUUGUCUUGUUGUUUUGACUCGAAGAACAAGAUAAAUAUAUGUAUGUACGUUUUCGAUGCAGGUAUAUUCGCAUUUGUCAAAUUUAUAUUAUCUUUAUAUAUUAUUAUUAUACAGUCCAGAAUUUAUAUUAUCUUUAUAUAUUAUAUUAUUAUAUAGUCCAGAAACACAGACACAUAUAUAAAUCAUUCCAUAUUUUUUGAGGCUACAUAUCUCUUUGACUUUGAUACAUUUCAUGUGUUUUUUUACAUAUUACUCCUAUUAGCCACUUUAUUAGCCAUUUAUUGAUUUGCAUCAAUAAAUGAUAGAAUGACACAACUAAGCAUGUUCUAAUGUAGCAAAUAAGCAAAUUUGUUAUCCAACUAUUUUCUAUUUUCGUGUCUCUCAAAAAAAGAACAAAAAAAAAGAAAACACCUGUCUUAAGUAGCAAAAUAUACAAUUUGAGAAUUUGUUUUUUAUUGAGUAAGAGAAGAAAAUGUAAGAACAAAAUAUUUUAGAAUUAUCAACGCGAUAAUGUAAAAAUUCUAUGCUUUUUUGACAUAUCAUAUAAAAUAGAUAAGUAAGUUUUCGUUUAAGGCUCUUAUAUAUCUCUUAUGCUUCUCUUGAUUUUACCAACGUUGUUUUUACGAAAGAAAGUAAUAGCGGAAAUUUUGUACUUAUAUAAUAAUAUGAGACGUUAUAGUUAGGUGAAGUGAAGUUACAUAUAAGCUAUUCGAAUCAGGUUUAAAACUUUGUUUAUACACAAUCACUUGUUACGCGAGAUGUGAUGUAUUGUUAAUUAAAUAUCAUAUAUUCUGUAUUACAUAAUAUAUCAUUAAUGAAAUUCCGGGUAUUUCUCUGAACCUACAUAUGUAGAUACGCUACAAUGCUGUAAUAGUGUGUUCUACAAUAAGAUAAAUGUCGUCCCAUUUUUAAUUAAUGUUAAAGAGCAAAGUGGGAUAUAAUCUGUAGUACUAUCUAUACCAACGGAGGCAAGCUCUGUUGGAAUGUAUUGAGAGAUAUACGGACUGCGUACUGGAGAAAGAUGGGAAUCAAUAGCUGACAUUUAACGGUAUAUUCGAGGCAAUUUAUUAGUAAAUAUCAAAGUACGUAACGUUCUUAUUAUUGUCGAUAAUGUUAUUAUUGCAUACGCGAUGUUUUGUACUUUCUGUAUGUUAUUUACGAAAUAUUUUAUCAUUUUGGUAUUUACAUUCUCUCUAUCUCUUCAUUAUGUAUGAUUAUAUCUUUAUUAUACCUUGCAUAUGCACGCGCCCACACAAGUUAUACGAAGCUCGUUAAAUUCAUUUUCCUGGCAAUAAUUUGUUGAAAAGUCAAGUACAAUAAUGCGUAUUCCCAUUGUAGAAUCAUAUCGUAUUUUUGUGAAGCUUGAAACGUGCAUACAUGUGGCGUAGCGGAGGGACAAAGGUUAUCAAUUUUCCAAUAUCCAAUUGUUGAAAUCGAGAUAUUUUUUAACGUAAAUCGUUGUCGUUGAAUUGUGCGAUUGAAAUAUAUACAAUUUGUAUUGGAAAUCUCAAUUUCUACGCUCACAAGAUACUCGCCGUAUCAAAGAUCAGACAAUAAGUUAAGUAUGUACUAAAAUAAUCGCUUGUAGCAUUUACAUGUGUCACGACACGCGCGUAACAUAUAUUAUACUAACAUAUAACAUACACAUAUCCGAUUUUCAAUCUUAUGUGUUUACGAACAGUAUUUCUGUCUCGCUAUCAUGUAGAUUGAAAAUUGACAAAAACUCGAGGAGGGAGAUGUUAUAGUAUUAAACAAUAUAAAAAAAAAGCUUUACAGUAUAUCCCUCUGUCUUUUUAUAUAACUUUAUUAAAAUUUGUUAGACACACACACACACACACACAUAUACACACACACACACACACACACAUACACACAUGUGAAUAUCGAUAUUUGAAUAAUAUUAGACUACGUUAACGUACUUAAGAUCGUUUUACGUUUCAAGGCUCCUUAUCUUAUUUUUCGCGUUUUCUCCUUUUCUUCUUACAACCAGCAACACUUAACAUCACAACCUACAUUUAACACAUUUUGUACUCUAUUAAAAUUACGUAAGCGAAAUGUUAUACUUAUUUGCAUUAAGCUUACGGAUCAACGUUUAGCAUUAGUAUAUAUAUAUAUAUUUUUUUUUUCCCGGAAAUGAAUCAAAAGUAGUUGUUAAGUUAUCUUCACUUUGCUAUUCCCGCCGUAUUGGUAUUCGACAAAAGGAUAGAACAGACCAUAAGACUAUAAAUAAGACGUUAAGAACAUGAAAUAUGUAUUAUAUAUUAAGACCAAAUGUUGCAUUGACAAAAGACGAUGCUUUGUGCUCCGUCCAAGAUGAAUAAAAUGUAUUAAAGGAAAAAAAAACAUCUCGCAUGUAAUUAUGUUUUUCA
Molecule: messenger RNA, 3302 nt
Organism: Harpegnathos saltator (Jerdon's jumping ant)
Lineage: Eukaryota; Metazoa; Arthropoda; Insecta; Hymenoptera; Formicidae
Gene: AP-1sigma
Product: AP-1 complex subunit sigma-2
Exons: 5
Coding region: 383-856 (157 amino acids)
Biological process (GO): vesicle-mediated transport; intracellular protein transport
Cellular component (GO): membrane coat; AP-1 adaptor complex
Molecular function (GO): clathrin-cargo adaptor activity
Source: RefSeq, a predicted model, not a curated record